UUCAUUUUCAUACUCUUCUUGAAACUUACUGAACAUCAUGUCUUACUUUGGUUGUGGAGCUAGGCAAACUUCUUCCUCUCGCAGUAGUGGGGCACCUCUUAAACUUUCUAGCUGUGGUAUAUAUGGGUCAGGUGGAGGAUCCAGCACAGGAAGCUUUAGUAGUGGGAUAGUUUGGGGCUCUAGAUCAGGAUGGGGUAAAACUGGUGGUGGUGGUGGCACUGGUAGUUGCUUCCAUAUCUACAACUCUAGUCCUGCUGGUGGUGAUGUUGGUCUUCUAGCUGGAGGAGACAAAGAAAUCAUGCAGAAUUUAAAUGACCGCUUGGCUUCCUACCUGGCUAAAGUGCAUGCUUUGGAAGAGGCUAAUGGUGAUCUUGAGCAAAAAAUCAGAAAUUGGUAUCAGAAAUCUGCAACACACAUUAAUGAAGGACUCUAUAAUGACGGCAAAUAUAAUUCUUCUAUUGGUGACCUUCGAAAUAAGAUCAUCGCAGCAAGUAUUCGGAAUGCCAGCAUGAUUCUGCAGAUAGAUAAUGCCAGACUAGCUGCGGAUGAUUUCAGAAUGAAAUAUGAAAAUGAGCUGUUCUUCCACCAGAAUGUGGAAGCAGACAUCAACGGUCUUAAAAAAGUACUGGAUGAAUUGAGUAUGUCUAAGAGUGACUUGGAAAUACAGAUUGAAAGCCUCAUUGAAGAGCUGGCUUUCCUCAAAAAGAACCAUGAAGAGGAAAUGAAGAAUUGGCAAGGCACAGUUGCUGGAGACAUAAAUGUUGAAAUAAAUGCACCACCAGGAAUGGACCUGACUGUAGUUCUGAACAAGAUGAGAACAGAGUAUGAAGCUUUGGCAGAGCAGAAUCGCAAAGAUGCUGAAACUUGGUUCGUUGAAAAGAGUAAAGAAUUAAAUAUGACAAUCAACGUGAGUGCCAAAGAAACCACCACUAACAAAAAAGAAAUUGCAGACCUGAGACAUACCCUCCAGAGUUUGGAGAUUGACCUGAAAACCCAGCUUUCUUUGAGGCAAUCCCUUGAAAGCACCCUUGCAGAGACAGAAGGCCAAUAUUGUGCCCAACUCUUGCAAAUACAAGGGAUGAUUAGCAAUGUGGAGAACCAAGUACAACAAAUCAGAGAAGACAUGGCGUGUCAGAAUGCAGAUUACAGGCAUCUCCUGGACAUCAAGAUCCGCCUUGAGAAUGAAAUUGAAACUUAUCAACGCCUAAUUGAUGGAGAAGCAUUAGGACAAGGAAUGAAGGAACUAUCAGGCAAAAAAGGGUAUAUAUCACAAUUCAAUUUUGUCAUAAAUUAGUGAUAAUCUUGGAAACUUUAGCCAAACAAGCUUAGAAUUCCUAGAUUGGAAAUAUCCACAGAAUAACUGAUUCACAAACCAACAUAAACAAGCAAACUAAAUGAGUGUAACAACUCUGACUAUGGAUUGA
Messenger RNA from Ahaetulla prasina, 1424 nucleotides. Its product is annotated as keratin, type I cytoskeletal 10-like. Lineage: Eukaryota; Metazoa; Chordata; Lepidosauria; Squamata; Colubridae. The transcript has 6 exons. The record is from RefSeq and is a predicted model, not a curated record. Gene Ontology annotation, molecular function: structural molecule activity. Bases 38 to 1294 code for a protein of 418 amino acids.